AUGGACUCACUUGUAAACAGAUGAAAAUCAACAGUUGAAGCUCAAAUGGAGCGUCAAAUUAAACGCUCAAAAUCAAAAAAUCAUACCCUAUCACCAUCACGCAAGUCCUUAACAAAUCUAGAGACAUCUCAAACAGAUUCUUUUACUGAAUCCAAGCCUGCCCCUCAAAACUAUGUAAAAUCCAAAGCGCAAAAAAUCAUUGAUAUUUUAUCAGUAAAAGGCCAAGAUCCUCCAUCAAGUAAUAUUUAUCUUAGUUUCAAAAUUCAAUAAAGUCUGCAGCGCAAUCGAAGAAAUAAUCAAAAAUGAAGAACUAAAAAUCUCUGAAGAAAACAACUCUGAAGCUACAAAAUUCCGUGAAAUGAGAGAAAGCACACGAAUACAGUCAGAAUCUAUCAAUAAAACUGUUUCUGAUUUAGAAGCAAGGCUUUUUGAAUCAGAAAGAGAAAAGAUAUUGUUAAGAAAAGAAAAAGAAGAGCUUAAAUCAAAAAUUGAGGGCUUAAAUAAACAGCUGGCUUCAUCAUCAGUUACACAAGAAAUGAUAGGAGUGCUAAAAGAAUCGUUCAAAGCCCUUGAGAAUUCGAAUAAAACAUUGAUUUCUAAUAUAGAAACAAUUAAAAAUAAUCAAAGAGAAAAGGAAAGAGCGUGGGAAUUAGAAAUCGAGCAGCUUCAUGAAAUAAUAGAAAAUAUUCAGAAAGAAGAAUAA
Blepharisma stoltei is the source of this 703-nucleotide messenger RNA. NCBI's taxonomy places the organism in Eukaryota, Ciliophora, Heterotrichea, Heterotrichida, Blepharismidae. The record is from the annotation of a GenBank genome assembly.